AUGCAGCUCAAACCCUGGACGGCCAUUCUCGGCGUCACGGCGAUAACCAUCCAAGGCACCGCCGCCACCAAAGACAAUGUGCAGAACGGUACGAUCAUCACCGUCCUCGGGCCAACGAAGCUCCAAGAGCACGUGGGAGAAUCCUUCCUCGUCUGCCUGAACUACAGCAGCACCGAUGAGAGUGGCACUCCAUACAUGCUCUACAUCGACCAGGGAGCGACGGUAGUGCACCCCUCCAGCAACCGGACCAUCGACUUCGAUGGUCCCGACGAGCCGCUGCUCGGAUGCAUGCAGCACUUUGCGAGCAACAUGUCCCUGGUGGCGGAGGAUUGGACGGUGGUGCACGAGUACGACACGGGCAGCAUUCCCGCAGCCCGGGCCAAUGUCUCCUGGCUGGUCGAGCAAGGCGCGCAGGGUCUGCACCCUGUGGGUACGAAGCUCGCCAGAAUCUCGUCGCUUCCGUCAUCCGAUGCCAACGAGACGGAUACCACGACGACGACCCUGGAGGCGCGGGAUGAGGACCAGGCAAGUAGUAGUCAGCUCGGGGCGAGAUCGUUCUCGCACUACUGGGCCUUCCUGUCUGAUUACAAGAAAUGUGCCAGUGAAGACUUUCAGGUGAAAUACGCCGGCGAGUGUCACAACUACAACUCCAAGUUCAAGAGCGUGCAGUUCGAGAAUCCCUCGGGGUCGUUGUGGUUGGAGAUGGAGAUCUGGCCCCAUCAUCGCUGUAUCAAGGGGAAUGGGCGGAAGUUGGUGAUUUAUCCGCUUGAAAUGAAUGAGUGCCAUACGCGGGAUACGUACUCGUUUUUUGGACGGUUUAGAGGCAAGAAAAAUGCGCUGGCGUGGUUGUCAAGUUCGAGCAACCUAUGA
Aspergillus aculeatus ATCC 16872 is the source of this 870-nucleotide messenger RNA. RefSeq lists its product as uncharacterized. Lineage: Eukaryota; Fungi; Ascomycota; Eurotiomycetes; Eurotiales; Aspergillaceae. The coding region runs from base 1 to 870 and encodes 289 amino acids. The record is from RefSeq and is a predicted model, not a curated record. The transcript has a single exon.